GGUCAAUCAGGGGAGCGAGCGCCCUCGGCCGUUGUGCCGGAUUAGAAAACCAAAAUAUGCGUACAACUUGUCGACGCUUUUUUAUGACCUCCGGGCCAGCGACGUCGCUUCUUGGUCUUUCACUGGUUUUGUUUCAAAAUGUAGUUUGCAACCUCGUUAUCCUCGUUGCCGCCACCAACACCGAGAAGGUUUUGCAGGCAAAGCAGCUGUUCACAACGAACUUUUUUUGCCAGGAGACCAAGUGCAUCAACCCGAUUUUUCCGGCUUUCCGCCUUCUCGGCGUCUCGCAAUUGGAGCAGCAGGAAAAGAAAACCCUAUGAGAGUACACAACGUUCCCUUGCCCUCCUCCUCAUUUUUUUUUUGCAUGAACAGCAAUGAAUACACGUGGAGCCUGUGCAUGGCAAGUUCGUCAUGCGCGUAGCAUAGUACUGUUUGGGCGUCUGAAACAAACUGUCAUGCAAACAUUACCACAGAUCAGUGCAGCGCUUGGAUUUGGUAUUCUGCAUGACAAAUGAGAGGGAGUGGGACGAGUUUUGCACUCUCAUAAACCUGGUCCUGCCUCAACGAACUGGAUCUGAACAGUCCCGGAACGGAACCCGCGGACCAACAGCCUAGCGCGUUGAAUCUGCAGAACUUCCGAUCCUACGCUAAUUUCUGUCAGCACUUGCUCGACUAUGAUUUUUCCGUGCCAAACUGGGUGCCGAACGAGUCCACGAUCGAGACCACCCUGAAACAAGAGGACGAAAAAAUAUCAAAUGUAAAUCGAAGCGGCUGGGUCUGGAAACUUGUGAUGCUAGUCAGGCAGGCGCGGGCAAGUUUUAUCCGAGCUGCUAAGGCGGGCUCUUGCGUGCUUCUACAAGAGCAGGUUGUUUAUGCGCCCAUGAUGCAUCACAAGCACAAGGCAUGUUAGAGGCAUAGGCAUUGCAGACAAGCAUGUUGACAAAUCCCAGUCUCACAAGCUUCCAGAUUCAGACGCAGAUUAUAUAUUUGAAAUGUAUAAAAGGCGCUAGAAGCCUAUUUGUCGCACAUCGACGGUCUGGGUUACGAGUUCUUGGAAAAUCGCGAGCCCUGGAAAUACAAGGAGACGGUCCCCUGCUUGUACAAAGUGUACCAAAUGUCCUGCUACACGUAUUUUCCGAGUAUCCACUGCAAAUUAUGUGUCUCUGUCUGGAUUUGGAACUAUAUCACAAUCAGAAUCAAGAUCUGCAUCUGCGACGCCCUGAAGAAGUUUGACUUUGUCGAUACAUUUAUUUAUUCGGAAUCUUGUUUGUCAUGCAAAUGUGAACCGCGCAGCCUUCCACCUUUCGCGUGCUUCUUCCAAAGUUUCUUUGUCUUUGGGCUGCUAUUAGUGGUCCUCGUGCUGCAGAGGGCUGCUAGGCGUUCACAAGUUAACUUCAGAACCUGCCAGAUCCAGACAGCAGACAUCUUUGCAACCGAUGUUGCAGUGUGCACCGCCAAACUCGGCCAGUCACGGCGAGUACAUCCGGCCCUGUCGCGUAUGCAUUGCAAAAACGUCGCGCUUGACCUCGAUGUAAGACUCGAGCGCCAGAAAGAUGCAUGAAGACAAAUUAUUUAUCUACAUCUUUCGUACUCCUGCUUUACUCACCAUAGGAUACGAAAACACAUUGCCAGUCGAAGAAUUUCGAAUGCUACGCGUGCUUCAUCUUCAAUUUCUAGUAGUUCAAUGCUUUUGCCAUGCACAUCGCGGGACCUGCGACAACUACCUCCGCGCCUGCGGAGUCAGCUGCUGUGACGAAGGCACAAACUGUGUUUUUGAGCACAAGGAGCGCGUGCAGUCGCUGGCGAAUCCGACGGAAUAGGAAAUAAGAUCCAGGUCGUGUACUAUCACGUAGUUGUAAACACGGAAUUUUUACAGAUUGCAGGCAGGCAAAACCGGUGGUAUUUUGACAUCCUAUCACGCAUGCUAUGCGAAAAUGGAUGGAGGGGAUGCAAAUAAUGAUAUUGUUCAUCGCAUGGUGUGCAUGAUUUCUCCUGCGAGUCACCAUUACAACGUUGACACGACGACAUUCACUUCCUGUGAUACGGAAUCGAGUAUGAUUACGGUCAAGGGGUACGUGGACCAUCCAGGCCCGAGUCUGUUUUGCACGGGGAAUGCGAGACGGCGGUUUGGACUGUCCCCCGGGACCAGCACGGGUUUCGUCUUCGUGCUUUGCGCUUUACUCUGGACGCUGAGCAGCGUCCUCCUCACCUCACCCGGAGGUAGCGUCUUUCUUGCUGUGGAAGGCAAAAAGCUGGAACAUCGGAGCAGGUACGUAUUUAUUGUCUUCAACGACUACUCGAUCUCGAGUCGUGCCAUGAUCAGGCUCGGUGUUUUUAUCUCUAUCUAAGUUCAACGAUUCAAAUGAAAAUGUUUGAUUAUGAUAUCUCACAUCACCUGCAGUAGAUCUGAAUGUGAAGAAGUUCGACAGACCGCCGCGUUGAGAGUACAUAUUAAUCAACGUGUCGAGUUAUGACUUUUCCUACCACCGAAAAAGACAGCGCAUGCCAACCGUAGAGGACGCGGUCGCACUAUACCAAGACAAGGAACUUGCUCGGAUGACAUCGGAAGCAGCGGUAUCCUGUGUAAGAUGAACCCACCGCGGCCCAUGAUGAUCCCAGUUUACUUAUAUACUUGAAGUAUGUAGAUUUGCGUCGACCCAGCUUUGUCAUGCGCCACUCCCAAGACCCUGUCUACAGCUUAUUUUCGGUUCAUUGUGUAGCUGAUUCAAUCUUCCCAUCCUGACCGUGGGGUCGUGGGUACUAGGUUUUUCCGCAGGACAUUUCCUUUCCGACGCAGAAGGUGAUCCGACACUGAGCCAGAUCGGUGGCAUCAUAUCAAAUGUAAAAAUGUCUGGGUCUGGAAGAAUGCAACUUGUCAUGCUAAAUCUGAAGCAAGCAAAAACCUGUGUUGCAUGAGUACCAAAAGUCGUCCAGUUUUGACCAAGUCGGGCGGGAGUUUCUCAUGCAGAAUAAGCAUGAGGGAGAUCGCACAGAAUGUGUCAUGCUAGGUCCUGCAUUCCAGACCUCAAUCAUGGGUCAUGGAAAAGCUGCAUGACAAAUCGCCCUCUUUCCAGACCCAGACAUUUUUGCAUUUGAUACAUCACGGGCGGAGACGAAGCGAGUGAUGUGGUAUGCACGCAGACGAGGGAAGCGCCAACGAACCACACGAAGACAGAUUAUUUUUUGAGACACAGCAAAUAAAGCAAAACAGUAACAAAUAGAAUUUUACGGAGGAAGAAUUCAUUGAUGCUUCUGUACAGAAAUCUUGAAGGUGCUCGACGUUGCAGUUCUUACUGUAGCUGCUCGCAAAUGACUCGCAGUUUAUCACCGUAAUAUUACGCCCCGGAAGAUGUCGAAAUCGUAAAUCGAAGCGCAGCACAACUUUAGUAAAUUGUCAUACGUGGACAGCUGACUGAAAAAAAAAAUCAUUGUUUCGACGUUGGUCCUCGUGCUUCUUUCUGCUAAAAGUUUGAUAGCCCCUCACGAGCGACUACUCCGGCUCUCACACGCUGGCGAAGUGGCGGACCAAGCCCGACUUCACCCUCGAGCUGCAGGCCGCUAAGGACCCCACAACAAGCGCGCUAGGGUAAAAGUCGAAUCUUUAGCUUGUUGAAGGCAGAGGUUUUUUACUUGUGUUAUCUACCGAUCUGGGUAUUAUGUGAUUCGUCAGUUCGUUUCCUUGCUUCAGAAGUUCUUCCGCGACUAGAAAUUUUCGUGUCGUGUUUACAAAGUGAGACACUGUUAUUUGAACAGGUUAUCUUCCUGCAACAACGCAAAUAUCCCGGACGCCUUCAAGUGCGGGAAGCGCGGCGUCUGUGUACCCUUCGACCCGGUGGACGCUUCGCCGCAGGCCUUUAUGGUCUGCAAAUGCGACCCCGAGUACGCCGGACUGGAGUGUAAGACGGAAAGGAAAUCCCAACUCACCGCUUACUUCCUCUCCGUGUUUUUCGGCAUGUUUGGCGUGGACAGAUUGUAAAAGUUUGAUGUUUAUUCUUAUUGUAUAAUAUGCGAUUUAAUCGUUUUUUUUGAGCGGCUUAUAAUCGGAUUAGUGUCCUAGUAUUUAUUUCCUUGCUGCUUGCUCGGAAGACGCGAUUACUCAUUAAGUUAGUCGAUGGGAAAUUGAAAAUAACCCACUUCAGUUACAUCAACGAGUAUCUGAUCGGGAUCUUCAAGCUCCUCUCUUUCGGGGGUCUGGGCGUAUGAGAGUGCAUAACAACUAUCCGUCCCUUUAGUCAGCUGGCAACAUCCACGAGAACAGAAGGAGCGAUUGCAAUGAUAAAUUGAGCUUUGGCAACGUGACAGAUUGAAUCUAUCAUGCUGCAAGCAGUUUCAGCUAGCUUUACGUCAUCAUCCGGAGCCUGUCACGCAAGGAGUGCUGCCAAGAGCCAAACCAAAGGGUUGCUGAGAGGGUAAUGCGCAUGACAAAUGAGGGGAGCCGGGAGAUGAUGGUGAUGGCACUUCGGUGUCCGCCUGAGCUACUUUCCCUGCGUGACAGCCAUCUGCGGCCGUUUACAAAGGGGGAGGCAAAGUGUGCCGCACUUCUGUUUAGCAUGACAAAUGAGGGGAGUGAGUUGUGCACUGUCAUAGGUCGUAUGGUGGAUCCACGACGUGGUGUGGAUCGGCACGGGCAAUAUCUACGCCGAGUCCUACCGGCUGGCAACAGUUUCGUACUCGUAAAUGAUAUUCGCAAUAAUAUUGCAUGACGCCGCUUCUUAGGACGACAUGACUCAGCAUGAGCAUGACAAAUUCGAUUUAUAAUCACAGCAACAAGAUGAAGAUAAUUAUGCAAGAAAUGCAAUUAGACUUACUACUAACUAGCUACGAUUCUUUUGCAAUGCAUAAGUUCUACCGGCUGGCCAAGUCCACUGCCUCCGACAUUGUGCCCGUCGUUUUGACGCCACUGUUUUUCAUCUUUGUCGGGGUUUACUACGGCGUGAAGCACCUAAAGGCCCACACUGUCCGGAAGCGUCAGCUCGAGCGCGAGAUCCUGAACCAGUACGACAUCAACGAACUGACGACCAACAAGCACAUGCUCGGCGGGAUGUAGUACGACUAGGACUACUCGACAAGAAUAUUUUUAGAGCGGAACUGGAACUGCAAAGCAAAAGAAACUUUGUUCGCUGCCAGUCUUAUAUGAUUGGGGCCGUUUCGCUGUCGAUUUGCUAUCUCCCGCCGGUGAUUAUCAUGGGGAGAUGGCUUUUUUCCUGAAACUGCGUGUAGGAGGAAAGGCAAGAAAGU
Amoebophrya sp. A120 is the source of this 5238-nucleotide messenger RNA. NCBI's taxonomy places the organism in Eukaryota, Dinophyceae, Syndiniales, Amoebophryaceae. The record is from the annotation of a GenBank genome assembly.